GAACGAGCGGCUAGACUAGAGCCUGAGCUGGUGCUGCUGACCUUGGACUUUGUUGGAGCUGAACUGGGUUUCAAAUUCGAUAAAGUCACAAUGAUCCAAUUCAGAAGUUCUUGUUUACGUCUUCAUGUAUUACUGCAGUCAUCGAAUGUUUUAAACCCUUGUUUUUCUCAACGCUAUAUUCGCACGAUGACAACUGCAAAUCGACUCGACUUGAGCGGUGUGAUGCCACCUAUCGCUACUCCUUUUGACCAUGAUGAGAAUAUUCGAUACGAUUUGUUGGAACAAAAUCUUAGUAAAUGGAGUCACUUUCCAUUCAGAGGUUAUGUGGUGCAGGGUUCUAAUGGAGAAUACAUGUAUCUUACCAAAGAGGAGAGAGUUGAAAUGGUUCAUCGAGUGCGUCAAGCUGUUCCAUCCAACAAACUCAUUGUAGCUGGAUCAGGAUGUGAAUCAACCCGUGAUACAAUUGAGAUGAGUCAGAGAAUGUCUGAUGCUGGUGCUGAUGCUGUACUUGUGGUAACGCCUUGUUUCUAUAAGAGUGGAAUGACUGCAGAAGCCCUUAUACAACAUUUCACGAAGGUAGCAGAAACCAGUCCUGUACCUGUCAUCUUAUAUAGUGUACCUGCUAACACCGGAGUAGAUCUUCCUGUUGAGGUAGUAGCUAAGAUGUGCAGUCAUCCCAAUGUCAUCGGUGUCAAGGACAGCGGAGGUGAUGUUUCCAAAAUUGGUUUGAUGGUUCACAAAACAAAAGGAGAAGAUUUCCAGGUUUUAGCUGGUUCAGGUGGAUUUUUUAUUCAAGCAAUGACUGUAGGUGCAGUAGGGGGAGUCUGUGCUGUAGCUAAUGUUCUUGGUGAAGAAACAUGUCAUCUAUACCAGCUUUUCAAAGAUGGAAAGAUGGAAGAAGCAGUAAAACUUCAACAUCGCAUCAUUGCUCCAAACGCUUGCGUCACUAGGAAGUUUGGUAUCCCCGGCUUAAAGACUGCUAUGGAUUGGUUUGGAUUCUAUGGGGGUCCUACACGCUCCCCAUUAGUACCCCUAUCACAAGCACAGGUGGAUUCUAUGAGGAAAGACUUUGUGGAGAAUGGAUUCAUUCCAAACGAAUGACAGCCUUAAGAGGUGAUCAGAUUGUAUGAUCUUUUGUAAUUGGACUUUUGACAAGGCUCCAUGGAAAUAAUGUGUUUCACCAUUAAACUACAAUAAA
Lytechinus pictus (painted urchin) is the source of this 1198-nucleotide messenger RNA. Its product is annotated as 4-hydroxy-2-oxoglutarate aldolase, mitochondrial-like. NCBI's taxonomy places the organism in Eukaryota, Metazoa, Echinodermata, Echinoidea, Temnopleuroida, Toxopneustidae. The coding region runs from base 91 to 1101 and encodes 336 amino acids. Gene Ontology annotation, biological process: glyoxylate catabolic process. Gene Ontology annotation, molecular function: (R,S)-4-hydroxy-2-oxoglutarate aldolase activity. Gene Ontology annotation, cellular component: mitochondrion. The transcript has 7 exons. The record is from RefSeq and is a predicted model, not a curated record.